This is a messenger RNA of Penicillium pulvis, 945 nucleotides long. Its product is annotated as dihydrodipicolinate synthase family protein. The record is from RefSeq and is a predicted model, not a curated record. The coding region runs from base 1 to 945 and encodes 314 amino acids. The transcript has a single exon. Lineage: Eukaryota; Fungi; Ascomycota; Eurotiomycetes; Eurotiales; Aspergillaceae. Gene Ontology annotation, molecular function: 4-hydroxy-tetrahydrodipicolinate synthase activity.
AUGACAGCCAACGGUACAAUUAAGCGAAACCCCCUCACCAAGGGAGUCUAUGUGCCCACAGUGGCAUUCUUCAAGCCAGAUGAAGAGGUAGACCUGGCGACCACUGAGAAACACGCCGCAUACCUAGCCCGCAGUGGCGUUACUGGCUUGGUUACCCAGGGCAGUAAUGGCGAGGCAGUGCACUUGGAUCGUGAAGAGCGCAAGGCCAUUACAGCCGUGACCCGUCGCGCCGUGGAUGCUGCAGGCUAUUCAUCGAUGCCUGUAAUUGCUGGUUGUGGUGCCGCAUCCACCCGCGAGACUAUCCAGCUUUGCAAAGACUCCGGCGAGGCUGGCGCCGACGCCGUGCUGGUCCUUCCUCCUAGCUACUACAAAGCCCUUGUGAGCAACGAGGCUCUUCACGCACAUUUCGUGGCUGUGGCCGAUGCGUCGCCAGUCCCUGUCCUCAUUUAUAACUUUCCCGGCGCCUCUUCGGGGCUGGACCUGUCCUCGGAUGACAUUCUUGCGUUGUCCCAGCACCCCAAUAUCAUCGGGUGCAAGCUUACCUGUGGUAACACGGGCAAACUGACUCGUGUUGCUGCCUCUUCCAAGCCGGAGUUUUUGACUUUUGGUGGAUCGGCUGAUUUCACUCUUCAGACUCUUAUCGCUGGUGGUGACGGUAUCAUCGGAGGAGUUGCGAACCUCAUCCCUCGGUCAAGUGUGCGCGUGAUGGAGCUGUACCGCAGCGGAAAGGUUGAGGAGGCGCAAAAAUUGCAAGCUAUUGUUGCGCGGGCUGAUUGGGGUGCCAUCCAUGGUGGAUUCGUUGCUGUAAAGAGUGCUUUGCAAUCUUACCGUGGAUAUGGUGGACUGCCCCGUCGUCCUUGCGUUGUGCCGUCCCAGAAGGCCAUUGCGGCCAUUCAUGAGGAGUUCCGAGAGGGAAUGGAGACGGAGAAGUCGCUGGAGGCUUGA